Pimephales promelas (fathead minnow) is the source of this 3100-nucleotide messenger RNA. The record is from RefSeq and is a predicted model, not a curated record. NCBI's taxonomy places the organism in Eukaryota, Metazoa, Chordata, Actinopteri, Cypriniformes, Leuciscidae.
UAUUUUUUGUGUGAAAUGGCCGAUCGAUUAAAUGUCUUAUUGGUGUUAAUGCUUUUAUUCGACCAUGUUUUUUUCUAUCCUUAUAUUGUCGGAGUGUCAGUGAUGGAGGGAGAUUCAGUCACCCUGAACACUGAUGCUGAAACAAAGCAACAAGAAGAUAUUAAAUGGUAUUUUAAUGACAUUCGAAUAGCUGAAAUCAGUGGAGAUCUCAGUGAUAUCUGUACAGAUGUUCAGUGUGAAGAUGGAGAUGAGAGAUUCAGAAACAGACUGAAGCUGGAUAAUCAGACUGGAUCUCUGACCAUCACGAACAUUACAAACACACUCUCUGGACUCUAUGAACUGAAGCUCAUCAGCAGCAGCAGCAUCAGUGAAAAGAUCUUCAAUGUUACUGUGUAUGGUGUUCCUGCUACAGAACAGGAUCACAAGUCAGUGAAGGAGGGAGAAUCUGUUACUUUAGAUCCUGGAGUAAGAAAACCAAGUGAUGUGAUGACGUGGUAUUAUAAUGACAUUCUCAUUGCUGAAAUCAGUAGAUAUCAGAGUAAGAUCUGUGAAGAUGAACAGUGUAAAGAGAGAUUCAGAGACAGACUGAAGCUGGAUCAUCAGACUGGAUCUCUGACCAUCACACACACCACAAAAGCAGACUCUGGACUCUAUAAACUGAAUAUCAUCAGCGGCCUUCGUCGUAUCAACAGCGGUGUCAGUGUGAAGCGCUUCGGUGUCACUGUCACGGGUCUAGAUUCAGGUCUGUCUUCAGGAGCUGUCGCAGGAAUAGUUGUUGCUGUUCUGUUGGUUUUUGCAGUUGUUGUUGCUGGUGUGAUUUACUACCGCAAGCAGAAAGCAGGACAAUAUGAGGGCGGAACGCGACAGAAUGAAGCUGGUGGCGGUGAGAUGCAUAGGACAUACGUUUAAACACUACUGAUGGGACGUCCUAUAAUCAGACGGAGGCUGCCAGUGAGAUACCAAUAUUGUAUAUAACCAUUUAUUACACUGUAAAAAGGACAGUGAAGAGGCUAUAGAAAAUGAGAGAGAACUUUUUUGAGCAGUGUUUUUUCUUUCAUAUCUGUAAGUCUAAAUAGGUCACAUAUCCUGCUGGAAAACCCUCACAAAUGUACACAAAUAUGUGUUUUUUUUCUUCAAGACCACGCUGAGUCAAGCAGCAGGUUCUGAUUGCAGGUUGGAUUGAGUCUGAACUACUGAGACUUUAGAUGUUGUUACUGGUAUAGUUGCUGUUACUAGAAAAAAACUGAUUUUGUUAUGAUAGUUUGUGAAACACUUUACUGAGAUAUAUUUAAUGCUGUGCAUUUAUGAUAUGGCAGUUGUACUGCUUAAAGCAGGUAGAAGAAUUACUACUCCGCGCUGUUUGUCUCUUUAGACUUGCCGUAGUUCUCAAUGUUUACAACCCUGAAACACAGAUGCAGAAGAUCCAAACUGCAACAAUAAUCAUCAGAGAUCCAGCAGAGAUCAACACUAUUAGAGACCUUAAGACUGGAGGACCUGAAGGAGACAUUAAUGUAAGUGAGUGCGUCAGUGUGAUCUACACCAGAAGACAGAGAUCAGAUGCAGCAGAUCACGACUAUAACCACAAUCAUCAGAGAUCCAGCAGCAGAAGCAGAGAUCAACACUAUCAGAGACACUGACACUGGAGGACCUGAAGGAGAGGAAAAGUGAAUGUGUCAUUGUGUGAUCUAUAUCAAAAUCAGAGAUCAGGUCAGUAAAUUAAUGCUGUACCUUCACAUGUGUGACAGAGUGUGUUGAUGUCCAGAUGUGUGGUCCGAUUGAUGAAUGAAUACGCCACCACACAGCUGUAGGUGUUUUUAUCCUGAUAUUCCACCUCCAGAGGUAGAGAGAGACUGAUGCUGAGAUCACACACACUGAUGCUGGACAAUACACUCAUUCCUGCGUACCAGGACAGAGUCGCAUCACACACACUCAACACUGAUGAUGAACACACCACUGAACAAUUUGAAGAACAGUGUGAAGAGUUUCUGAUGAUGACAGGAACAGGCAGACGAGCUGAGAAACAUGAGAGAAUAAAGGAGAAAUGUGAGUAAAUCUAAACAUCAAUCUGGUGUAGUGUGUUACCGGUCAGUGAGUUUUUCCAUCAUCUCAAAAUAAUGAGCUCACAUUUCAUUAUGUUAAUAAUUAAAGGAAUAUUCAGUUCAGAGUCGACAGCACGCAUGAAGUUGAUACCACAAAAAAUAAUGAUGACUCGCCCCUUGAUUUCUUUAUUUUUUUCUUCUUUUUAAAAAAAAAAAAAAAAAAAGAGUAGAAAUGUAGGUUAUAGUGAACGUCUGGAUGUCAAUGGGGUCAAUCUUUAAACACUAAAACACUUAAAUUCUUAACUUUGUUGCUUUACAACACAACAAUAAACCCUAAAACGCCUGGAAAUGUUAAGAUUUAAACCGCUUUAAAGCUCAAAUAAUACUAUUUUGACAGUAGAAUUAAUCAAUGUGUUUUUAUGAAAUUAUAAGCUAAAUAUUGCCUUGUUAACUUCAAUUGUAAGCGACUCGCCGUAACCUCUAUUUUUAAUUUAAUUUCUUUAUUUUAAUUUCUUGACGAGUCAAAUAAUUUUUGUGGUACUCAAACUUAUGCCACAAAUGCUGAUUCUGCUUAAUUUCUAAACCAAAGAUUAUUUCCAUAAAACAAGAAUAUGUGAACAAUGUUUGAACAAAUUAUCUCUUCUCACCAUAGACUGAAACGUUGAAUGUUUUUGAUGUCAGAUUCACUCCAUUUAUCUCUAGUGUAUAAACUCCAGUGUGUUCAGUUGUGGUGUGUGUGAUGGUCAGAGAUCCAGUUUGAUUGUCCAGCUUCAGUCUGUCUCUGAAUCUCCCAUCAGGAACAUCAUCAUAUGUGUAAAAGAAUCCAUAUUUUUUAAGGAUUUCAGCUAUAAUGUACUUUUCAGCUCUAUAUUUCCACAGUAUGUUUUCUUUAUAUAUUUCAGUAAGAUCAGUGUGUAGAGUAACAGAGUCUCCCUCCAUCACGGACACCGACUGUAUUUUAUUUGUUUCGGCAGCAAACACACCUGGAGAAAAACAUGAACAUGAUUAAUUAAUGCUGUUGGUUUAGAAAGCCUGAGAUCAGUUUGUAAACUUUAAAAGCA